Pelobates fuscus (common spadefoot toad) is the source of this 7028-nucleotide messenger RNA. It is a transcript of the gene SLC6A5, whose product is annotated as solute carrier family 6 member 5. The coding region runs from base 246 to 2618 and encodes 790 amino acids. Gene Ontology annotation, molecular function: glycine:sodium symporter activity. The record is from RefSeq and is a predicted model, not a curated record. The transcript has 16 exons. Gene Ontology annotation, cellular component: plasma membrane. NCBI's taxonomy places the organism in Eukaryota, Metazoa, Chordata, Amphibia, Anura, Pelobatidae. Gene Ontology annotation, biological process: sodium ion transmembrane transport; glycine import across plasma membrane; synaptic transmission, glycinergic.
CAAUGCAGGCUGGGGGACAGGCUGUGACUUGGAGCUGACACUGUCCCUUUAAAAUCUGAAUCCUGGACUAAUGAUUUAUCAAACUCUUAUUAUCAAGAAAAUGUCAAACGAAGGGCACCUUCCUCUGCACUGACGCAAACUCUCUCUGCUCCAGCUUCAUAUAGAAGGUUCUGUGCUGUAACAGUCUGCUCCAGUCUAUAGCCAGUGAGUGGACCCUCCACAGGCACCCAGGACAGAACAGGACUAUGGAUUUGGCGAAUCCAAUGGAUUUAGGGAAGAAGACAGUGAACAGUCCAGAUGGUGCUGCCCCGGGGCCCAUUGGGGCUGCAGGAAUCACGAAGCAAGGUGCUGAUAAUGAUAUCCCUCUACAAGCAUCUUCAAAACUCGCCAAACUGUCCCAAUCUGCUUCCAGUGACUGCAAGGGGUUCCCUUCUGAAGACCCCAAGGUUAGCCCCCUGGAGAGAUCUAAAACUGGGGGGUCCUGCAAGUCUAGCACCCCAAUUCACAGCAACUUUGCCCAGAGGAAAGAUUCUGUAGAGAGUUUUCCCCUGAAGAAUGACUCACUGGCAGAUCGAAAUGGGCAGAGUAAUGCUGUGCAAUGCCGCAUUGUACCCCUCCAGAGUGCAGAAGGGGAGCUUCACCAGAGCUUCAGAAAGACUUCUCUUGAGCAAAAUAAUGCCCAGGGGGGUUGGGUGCCCAUGACACAGAGUACUGUGGUACUAGGCACAGAUGGCAACACCUCUGUUUACCCUGGCAGCCUCGAGGAGGAUGAUGAAGGAGAUGAAAACAAGGCUCGAGGUAACUGGUCAAGUAAACUGGAUUUCAUCCUGUCUAUGGUGGGCUAUGCUGUGGGUCUGGGAAACGUCUGGCGAUUCCCCUACCUGGCCUUUAAAAAUGGCGGAGGUGCAUUUCUGAUCCCAUAUCUGCUGAUGUUAGCCCUGGCUGGGGUUCCCAUUUUCUUACUGGAAGUGUCCCUUGGGCAGUUCGCAAGCCAGGGUCCCAUAUCUGUGUGGAAAGCGAUCCCUGGAUUGCAAGGUUGUGGGAUUGCCAUGCUCAUCAUCUCUGUGCUCAUCGCCAUUUAUUACAAUAUUAUCAUGUGUUACACAAUAUUUUACUUGUUUGCAUCUCUGGUCAGUGUCCUGCCCUGGGCGUCCUGUGAUAAUCCAUGGAACACACCUGACUGUAAAGACAAAAACAGACUGAUGUUGGAUUCCUGCUUUGUUGGGGAACAGCCAAAAAUGCAAAUAAAAAAUAGCAGUUUUUGCAUGGCGGCCUACCCCAACCUCACCAUGGUGAACCUAACAACUUCGGUCAACAAGACAUUUGUCAGUGGAAGUGAAGAAUAUUUCAAGUACAAUAUGCUGAAGAUAUCUGCAGGUAUUGAGUUUCCGGGGCAAAUUCGCUGGCAGUUAGUUCUCUGUCUACUCUUGGCGUGGGCGAUUGUUUAUGCAUCUCUUGCUAAAGGAAUAAAAACCUCAGGAAAAGUUGUAUAUUUUACGGCAACCUUUCCAUAUGUAGUCCUUGUCAUUCUUCUCAUCCGAGGAGUUACCCUGCCGGGGGCUGGAGCUGGGAUGUGGUACUUUAUUACCCCUAACUGGGAGAAGUUAACAGAUGCCAUGGUUUGGAAAGAUGCAGCAACACAGAUUUUCUUCUCUCUUUCGGCGGCUUGGGGAGGUCUCAUUACCUUAUCAUCUUAUAACAAGUUUCACAACAAUCUAUACAGGGAUACGCUGAUUGUCACAUGUACUAACAGUGCCACGAGCAUUUUUGCAGGAUUCGUUAUCUUCUCAGUGAUUGGAUUCAUGGCCAACGAACUAAAGGUUGACAUUGAUAAAGUGGCCGAUCAAGGUCCCGGCAUUGCGUUUGUUGUUUACCCAGAGGCCCUGACACGGCUCCCUCUUUCACCAUUUUGGGCCAUUAUAUUUUUCUUGAUGCUACUAACCCUCGGAUUGGACACAAUGUUUGCUACCAUUGAAACAAUUGUGACAUCUGUAUCGGAUGAGUUUCCAAAAUACCUGCGAACUCACAAGCCACUCUUCACGCUUGUGUGCUGCAUCUCAUUCUUCAUUAUGGGAUUCCCGAUGAUCACACAGGGUGGACUCUAUAUGUUGCAGCUUGUCGACACAUAUGCUGCCUCAUACUCCCUGGUCAUCAUCGCAAUAUUUGAACUGGUUGGAAUUUCAUACGUAUACGGCUUGCAGAGAUUUUGUGAAGACAUUGAAAUGAUGAUCGGAUUUCAGCCAAACCGAUUCUGGAAGAUCUGUUGGGCUUUCGUGACACCAACUAUUCUAACUUUCAUCCUGGGUUUUAGCUUUUAUCAAUGGGAACCGAUGACGUACGGAACGUAUCACUACCCAACCUGGUCCAUGGUUCUGGGAUGGCUGAUGCUGGUGUGUUCAGUUAUUUGGAUCCCCAUUAUGUUCGUGAUAAAAAUGUUUUUGGCACCUGGCAGCUUUAUUGAGAGACUCAAGCUUGUAUGUACUCCUCAGCCUGACUGGGGUCCAUUCUUGGAAAAGCAUCGUGGAGAACGCUACAAGAACAUGAUGGAUCCACUGGGUACCUCUUCCUUAGGUCUCAAACUUCCACCUAAGGAUUUCGAUUUAGGAACCCAGUGCUAGUAUAUCUGGUGUCUGUACGUGUGAAGUACAGAGGUCAAUCUUCAGUCCGCCUCAUAUACUUUUCUUCUUGUUUCAAACAGUGCCGGUGUGGUCAUAACUACACUCUAAGGUUUCACGUUGCAUGUUCUAGCCAACACCAGACCGGCUGCCACCUUGCGCACUGGCUUCUUUUUGUGCCAUUGCCUCCAUUUUAACGCACAAUUUCUGGCAAAGGAAUAUUUAUUUCCCUUCAUUUUAAGUAUAUUACCCUGGAAGAAUGCAGAGUCUGAUUGCAGAAUAAAAUCACCAGUUUAGGAGCUUUCCAUUGUUAAGAGGGGUUUUUGUUCCUCUUUUGGGUAAGAAUAUAAUAUGCUUUAUAAGGACAGUCUGCACAUUUUUUGUCCUAAAUGUGAUCAGCCUUACAUAGAAGACACAGGCUGGCGACUCAUGCAAAACUCCAGAGAGGAGUAUAGCAAACAUGUGCAAUAGCUAAAGAAUAAACAUUGGCGAGGUGCCUAUAGAUUAUAUUAUAAAUCCGGCUUUGUCUGUAGCCGAUUUAAUGAGAACUCUGCUGGGAUGAGUUUUAAUAAUCCAAAAUAAUAUCUAAAUUCAAUCAUUCAAGAACCAAACUAAGUUCCCCAGGAUGUCUCCUGGACAUACUAUGCAUUGCUUAGACCAUCUUGUUGGGUGGGUUCAUAUUUAUUUUUAUGGAGAACAUACAAUAAUCCUUUGUCUUCCAAUAAACAAAGCAUUUGAUGCAUCUGGAAGCAAUUCCAACAUAGAGCAACGUUUAUCUUUAUUUGCAUUUUGUAAAUUUUUCUCAUUAUCGCCCCUAAAAGCCAUUGUAUAAUUUGUGCCUAAUUUUAUAUUCACACUGUAGUAGUGUGGACCCAAACAAUAGCUCUCGUCCUUUGCUGUGUGUGUUUAGUAACAAAACCCUGUCUCUGUUUAUUGCCUUUCCAUAAUUUCUAAAUGUAUUUAACUACUAGAACCUGACUCUAUAUAUUAUAUAUAUAGUAUAUUAAUGUUUAAAAGGCAUAUUCUCUCCUAUGUCAAGCCAUAUGUGUAUGUAAAUAGUUUCCUUUUAACGGCUGGUUGCCACUGGAAUGUGGUCACUGCAAGUCCAACUAUAGAAUUAGCGGCUUGUGGCACCAAAACUCUUGGAAAAAAACCUCCUAAUAGGAGUUUUCCAAUGAAAUUAACGGGACAGACAGCUUCCAUACAUGUUGUUUGUUAACGUCAAGAGGAUGGGGGUCAAAGUUUUAGAAUUAUUUCUUAUAGGUGUGCGAUCUUUGCAGAUAAAGUAUUCUUCUACAGUUCCACUCUGCUUAUACAACUACAAAAUAUAGCAUUACGUUUCUACUUUCCUUUGAAUACAAGGAGGGAAUAUAGUGGAGCAGAAUGUGGCCCGUGCAAAGUGCACUAAUGAUAUGACUAUAAAGUGUCCCUUUCAUGGGCUAUCCAGCCUGUCUAUGAAUCUGAUCAGCAGAAUCUGGAUGUUAAAUCCAUAAACUGCAUCAGAGACUUUCGGCACCAGUCAACAUUUCCCUGUCUUCAGCUUGUAGCAUGCACACUUGUUCGUGGGUAACACUAUCUUGUGAAGUUUUCCUUGUUCUGUUGUGUUUUGUGUUAGUGUACCUUUGCCAAGCCAGCCAAAAAAAAAAAAAUCACACUUCCUGUCGUGUAGGUGCGGAGAGGAAGUAGGAUGUAAUUGGGGAGAAGUGAGUAGGAUGUAUUUGGGGAAAACUAAGUAUUAUGAAAUAUAGAUCACAUUUGCUGAAAGAGACCAAGUUGAUUCUUUGAAAACCUGGAAUAUUUUACAAGAACUGUUUACUUGCUGAGCACUUGCUAAGUGUUCUAGAAAUGUGUCUUUUAUGUGCAACAUCGUCGAGCAGACAACAAACAUGAGAGCAUUCAUGGAGCCAAGUACUUUGAAGAAAGGAGACCAGCUGGGCAUUGAUGAUAGAACAUCCAGGUUUAAACAAGUGCCAGUUCUGAUUACACAGGCAAUGCAUCAUGGAUAUUUUCUCUGCUUUGCCAGAAAGGCAAAUGUGUUGCAAAAGAAUUCACUCAGAGAGACAAAAGUGUACAUUAACCUCCUGAAUUCCAAAGGAGAAGCACCCUGCUGAAACUCGAUUAGUUAACCCCCGAGUGCUGGGAUUCUCGCAAAAAUCUCCCUAUGCUACUAGUUGUGUCUUUUAUAUUUCUAUUACAGUCUUAUUGUGAAUUUAGAGAGCAUAUACCCAGUCUUGGAAAACCUGUGGACACAGUGACUACAAAACAGUUCUGAUUAGGAAUAUUGAGAUCACCUACCUGGAAGUGAUUGGUUUUGUGUGAGACAACAUUUGUCAAAUGCCCCUAGUGUGGCUGCUGAUAGUUUGACUACAAAAAUUCAGACAUUCCACCUAUUAUCUUUCUUUAAUGUCAUGUCAAAGGGUCUCAGGAAAACCUUUUAGUUAAUUCCACAAACUUCAUACAAUAGUCAAACCUCUAUUCCUGACUACGGACUACUAAAAUUUGGUGUCAGGUGCAUGCAGAACAUUCACGGAUUAACCAAGCUGCUCUUUGGGGUAGAAAUUCUACUGUAUAAUUGCAGUCUCCGGGUGAAGGUUUGCACAAUAUCCGCUAACUGUUCCAUCUCCAUUCAUCAAAAAGGAACACUAAACCAAUCAUGAAAAUAUACAGAUGUGAAAUCUACUAAACUCUUAUGCAAGAAAGGAGUUUGUUUCGAAAAAAUUUAAAUACAUCACCUCUCUCGCUCUCUAACGGCGCCCCAAUGUGUAAUGAAUGUCCCCUUCUGUAUCGUCUAGAUUUUUCUUUAAGUUCAAACCCAGAACACUGCACAUUUCUUCCAAGGUGACAGCAAUAAAGUGACUUUGUGUACUUAUGUAUAAUGAGUGGUAAGUCUUUAGCACUUUCUCUGUCAGUAGGAUUACAUUUGUCAAUAAUUAGUUAUUAGUUUCAUUUUUCUUCCCUGGUGUAUUCCCCCUUCUGCUGCUUUUAUCCCAGGUAACAUUGUGUAUAGUUAUAAUAUAAAUCAUGAAAUGCUGACAAUAUUCAAUUAUUAUUUGCAUGUCUCCCCUCCCCAUAUUCUCUAGAACUAGAGGAACCAUAUUGUGUUGUGAGGUUUUGUGAGAAAGAUUGGGUUAUGGUAUUUCAAAUACAUUUCAAUAUUUCCCGAAAUAGUAAUCAUAUUUCCUGUAGACUGAACUUAAGAAACUCUGUCAGCCAUUAUGUUGCCGAAAUUGCUCCCCCUCUAAAUAUCUGCAUAGCACAACGGAGGAGGAGAUGGACCAUGUCUCCCAGGUCCUGCCUUUUUCGGGGGGAGAUUUAGAAGAUGCAAAUUUUCCAUUGACCACUCAUAUUGUCAAUGACUUUGCCUUCUUAGCACAACUAUCACAUUGUGCUAAACUCACCUCUUCGGAGGCAAGCUGGAACACAGCCAUUUCUCUGUAACCUCUGAGCUGCCAUAUAACAAGACCUGGCCUGUCUAGAACCUGAGUAUUCCAGGAAUAGACCUUCUCUAUGAAGUGGUGGACCUUCAGUUCAACAUGCCACCAUUGAUGGUCAACAGAUGUUUCAACACAGAAUACCAUAACCCCUUGUGUUUUGUGUCUUAGCAGUUGAGGUGCACAUGUUUUUGUAAUUUCACUAAAGCCACCAGAAGCUAUGAAUAAUAUCCACUAAAGAGUCCAUGACAGAUAAUUUAUCUUGUCCUGCCAAAACCGGUAGAGUAAACCUGGAGGUUGCAUGGUAGAGUUGUCUAAUGUUGAAAGGUGUUUAGUUUUAGACUAUUUAGACCUUAAUUAAAUCUCCCUUAAAUGAAUGUUACGCUAAGCAUAGUCCCCUGUCAAGUUUUAGUCUAUGCUUUUUACCUGUAUAUCCCGUAAAACUGCUUGAACCCGACGCAGGCCUCAAAGUGUAAACCAUGACAGCUAACCAUUAAUUUGUUAUCCACACCAUACCAGGCAGAUAUGAUCGAAGAUAGACCAAAUGGAAGAUUUUAGGACAUGUUAACGUUUGUGAGUGUUUGCCUGAUAUUUUGUUUAUAACAUUAAAUUUACCCUAAAAUUUAAAUACAUUGUCAGGUAACCCAUUUGCCUUAUUGAUGUGCUUCACAAUUUUGAAUAUUUUUUUUUGUGUGUCAUAUAAAAUGUUGUGUGUGUGUGUGUGUUUUGUGUCACAUUUUUUGGCACUCUUAUUAUGGACCUAUUACUGAAUAGGCAAAAUCCUAAUUACUUGCAUAAUUUCAAAUUAAGAAACAGAUUUUGAGGGUAUCUGACUGUGAGUAAGUACCCAUUAUUAGGUCUGUAUAUUAUAUAUAUUUUUUUCCGAUAGCUGUACAUGAAGAAUAUAUAGAAUCUUUAGAAAAAAAGAGCAUUCUAAUUAAAGAUGUAGAUAUAUAUACACAUGUAUUCAUAUAUAUCUAUA